Aspergillus uvarum CBS 121591 is the source of this 726-nucleotide messenger RNA. RefSeq lists its product as uncharacterized. The record is from RefSeq and is a predicted model, not a curated record. Lineage: Eukaryota; Fungi; Ascomycota; Eurotiomycetes; Eurotiales; Aspergillaceae. The annotation marks the transcript as partial. The transcript has a single exon.
CUACACUCAGGUCAGCGACUCAUGGAGCGGCUGAGAAGAGACUCACUUCCACCAGUGCAAGCAAUGGUAUUCUUAUCAGAAUGACUGCCUUGCUACGCUCCUUUCACGCGUCCGAUGGCACCCGUCCUUAUACAGCCAUAUCAUGGUCCCUUCCUCUCCCGCCCAACGCGAAGCAUCGACCCGGCGGCUCCUAUGGCACGCCCCAAGCACUUCAGUCUCCGCGUGCUGCUGCAACUAUUCGCCAUCACUAUCUCCAUCUUCGUCCUCGCGGUGCUCUUCUGGAAGCUCGGGAGAUUCUUCCGCCGCUUCACCCAGGCCAAAGUUACCCAGCAGGGCAACGCGACCACCGCUCGUUACGCCCGCACCUGCUACGGCUGGGUGCCAGCGGAGCAACAUGCAGGCCUCAAGAAGUUCUUUCGAACUUGUUUCGAUAAGUUCGGCAGGUGGACGGCGUGGCGUUCGUCGAACCAGGACUAUAGCUGGGUGUGGUGGGAUCCGGGGCAGCGGGAGCUGAACCAAUACCGAAAGACGAGACGGCCGUUGCAGUGGUUGCCUCGCUGGAUCAGGAGUUACAGCUUCACGCCCGCCGAUACCAUCUGGAAUCCGAGGCCUGUUGACAAUGCUGGUGUCGUCGCUGAGCCGAGUAGCAGUCAUCCGUCGCUGUCGUUUCGCAUGGCUGGAGCACUUUCUUCUUGUCAUACCCCGAAACGCAUGGUGGGAAAUAGG